Molecule: messenger RNA, 1825 nt
Organism: Lolium rigidum
Lineage: Eukaryota; Viridiplantae; Streptophyta; Magnoliopsida; Poales; Poaceae
Exons: 2
Coding region: 1-1161 (386 amino acids)
Source: RefSeq, a predicted model, not a curated record
AUGGAUUUCUCCGCCGGCGGCGGCCGUGGCGAGCCGGCCCGCUGGCUGGAUAUCGCCGGAAAGCUCCUCGCCGCGCGGGACCUGGUCGGCUGCAAGCGCCUCGCGGAGCGCGCGGUGGACGCCGACCCGCUCCUCCCAGGAGCCGACGAGCUCCUCGCCGUCGCCGACGUCCACCUCGCGUCCCAGCGCCUCCUCCCCUCCGGCCGCCCCGAUCCCCUCGCCGUCCUCCAGCUCCAGCCCGGCCCCGACGCCGCCGACGUCAAGCGCUCCUUCCGCCGCCUCGCCAACCUCCUCGCCUCCCCGCGCAAUCCCCACCCCGGCGCCGACACCGCCCUCCGCGCCGUCGAGGAGGCCUACGCCCACCUCUCCGAGACCACCUCCAGCGGCACCCCUUCCGCUGCUCCCGGCGGCGCCUCCGCCGCGGCAGAUACAUUCUGGACGGCCUGCCCCCACUGCUGCCACGUGCACCAGUACGAGCUUGCGCUGGCGGGGCGCAAGCUCAGGUGCCCGAGCGCCGGGUGCCGGCAACCAUUCGUGGCCACCGAGAUCCCGUCUGCGCCGCCUAUUGUGCCGGGCACCAACAUGUACUACUGCGCCUGGGGUUUCGUCCCAAUGGGCUUCCCCAAGCCCGCCGAUGUGAGCACCAACUGGAAGCCAUUCCGCCCGAUGCCGCCACGGGAUGCAUCUGCUCCACAGCCAGCACCUCAGCCAUCAUCUGUCAGUAAACAAACUGUGCUGAAUAACAGCGGACAUACUAAUGCCAAUGCACCGCCAUCAAAUGCGCAUCCAGCAGCUACGAGCGCUGGUGGCGGCGUCGUGGCAGGGCCACCCAGAGGUAAAAUGAAGAAGACAACAGCCCGCAAGAAGGUCGGCUCUGCCCCGAAGAAGCAUGCUUCCAGUGGUGUGGAGAGCGGCAUCGAGCCAUCUUUGCUUGGGUCGGAUUGGAACGGGAACGUGGAGGGUGGAAUCGCGGUGAACUCCAAGGGAAUCAACAUAAAUGAGGUGGCAAAGCCAACUGAUGGCGGCAGCACAAUGUUGCAUUUUGGCGGGGAUGCGGACAUCGGGUUCGACUUGGAUGUUGAUGCAGCGGAUGAUAUAAUGGGGAAUUUGCACAGCCUGCCAUUCUUGAGGGAGGAUGACAGUUCCAGACGGCUGUUCUAGUUGCUGUGGUUGGUGAUGGUAUUAUACCGUAGAAGUAGUGUAGCAUAUGAUGGUUGGAGGAGUAUCCUUUGCUGUCACUUUUGCUUUUAGUGUCGUGUCAGUUAUGUUGGUCUUAUGCUUCGUAGUAGUCUACCCUGUGUAUGUAGAUAGUUGGUGCUCUGUUGUAGCAUCUACUAGAUGAGUACUCUAGAUUAUAGAGCAUCCCUAUAUUAGUUUUGGGGAUUUGCAGUAUCUGAUAUCCCCAAAUCAACUCAAGGAGCUUACUGGUGAAGCAAAUAAGGCUCCCUUCAUGGAUGAUCGGUCGGUCAGGCUAUUAUAAGAGUUUAUCAUGCAACUGAGGUCUCAUGGAGCAGCCCCCCAAAGAACUGUCUGGACUACAAAAGCUCCAUUUGUUUGGCGACGUCAGUGAUUGCCUUGACCACUCAUCAAAGAAGCUGAAUAAGAGAAGCGCAUGGCUUGGUUUAGCGGAUAUUUAUCAGUAGCUUGCAAGCUGAACUUCUCCCUUUUGUUGUUCCCUAAGCUGGUCAUGUAGUGUACUAGCUUGAAAUGUAAGCAGAAAAUGCCAGCAGUGUCUGUUUUUGCUACUUGUUCGCCGUGUCAAUUAUCAGGCUCCAUUGUCUGCUAACUGAUCGCCAUAAUAAUCAGCUAGCUCUUGAUCCUCGAA